UUCUUUGACUAUUGCAGGUGGUCACGAAAUUAAGCAUUUUAAUUAGGACUUCGAUUUAACCCAUUGUCAGAAAAACGACGUUAGUUCAUUUAUUUUAUCUCGUCUUGUGCUUGCAGCAAUUUACUAAAGUUUAUAAAAAUGUAUUUUAGUGUCUGAUUUAUUUUAUGUAAUUACUUAAACCAAAGCGUGUAGCUGUGUGGUGGCUGAGGAAUUUUAAAGUUCUAAAGUCGCAAUGAUGCGGAACUGUGCAACUAUUUGUUAAUCAUGCGUAACUAUGCAUUUUCACACACAAGAUUAUACAUCUUUUCACAGGCAAAAUGUUUUCUAAUUCUUGUAUCAGAGAUACCUAUAUGAAGAUGACUUAUCUUUAGCAAGGAAAACUGAUCUUAUUCCUCUGUUGUGGCCAAAGACGAGCUUCCAUUUAGCAUCCUAGCAUUUUAAUUAUUUAAAACACAAGUGCUUUAUUUAAAUGUCUCUUUUAUUGAGUAUUGUUUAAAGAAUUUAUUAACUUUACCUCAUGCCUGGAUAAUUUGAUGCUUUAAACGACUGCGUGAAGUCAAGCACCACUAUCACACCGCAAAGAGUUGAAGUGAGGACAUAUAGUUUUGAACGAGUUGUAAAAGAACUAGAGAAAUGGCUUCAUGUGCGACAACCAUGCCUAAAGCCAACACUUGGAAACUUGGCGGGAAAAGACCACACAAUCAUGAAUGUUUUGUCACAGGUAAAUCACGAAAAACCAGCGAUUUUUCUAAUGAAAAGGUUUUAAACAAAACCCAAACGACCAGGCAAUCACCUCAACGUCCCCUGAACGAAAUAACGCGGGAAAUGCAAAAGCCAAUUUCAGAUGUUGACGGAAACCCGUCAAAAACUACUCGGGAACUCGUCGCUGUUAGUUCGGAGACAUUCGAAUCGGAUUCACUGCCUGUUGGAAGCGACACGGUCACCUAUGUGAAUAAUUUAUUCAGUCCUGUGAAUAAAUUACAAGCGAUACCUUUAACCCUGGAUGAACUUCGUAGGCGGACCGAGUAUCCAGAGUUUUUUGGCCGAUCGGAAAUGGUUGCCUAUCUAAGGCAUUCUAAAACGACCGGCAACGAACUAAUAUCUCGCUAUAACCUCAAGUCAAGAUCUAAACGGAGUAAAGUCAAUGUACUCUCCAGGCUAUGUGAGCGAGAGGCCCAGACUUUAGCGAAUGGCAUUCAUACGAUGAAUUCCGAGUAUUUUCCGACCGAUUACGUAGCAGAUACAAUGAAGCAGCAUAUGGAACAUGAAAAGAGUGAAAAGGAAGAAUCUGGGAGAAACGAUACAGAAGUACAUAAUAAUAAAGACACUGUAAAUAGCACGAUCUCGAUGUUACAGAAUCUAAGAAAAUCUUUGGAACAGCCAGAUGCCGAACUAGCAAAAGAUCUCGAAGUUUUUGAAAGAGCAACACAUACGUUUGGUUGUCAAAAUAUCGUAAACCAUAUCAGUUUUGUAGAGGGCUACCUGGUGGAGCUGCAGAAGAAACUGUGAACUGUGCCGGUGUUUUAGAUUGCAGCUAUCACACAUAGACAACAGCUAGCACCGAGAAUGGUAUUUUUCAAAGAUGGUAAUCAAUCCUCCAACAGGCAUUGAUAUAUAGAGAUAGUGCAUUCGUUUUAUUGUAAAUAGAAGUUAUAAUUGGUUAGAAUGUUUAUACUUGCUUUAUACGGUGGAAAAUGUGAAAAAUUAUGCAUAACCCGGCUACCAGCUCGUGCGCGUUCCUGCGGUUUUAAACCAUCCCGAGAUGUCCAUAGUGAUGUUCUAGGACGUGAGACUUCUCUUUAGCGUGAGGCUGGAUUUCAACUAGCAGAGAUGUUCAACUAUUCCUAAUUU
Molecule: messenger RNA, 1851 nt
Organism: Dendronephthya gigantea
Lineage: Eukaryota; Metazoa; Cnidaria; Anthozoa; Malacalcyonacea; Nephtheidae
Exons: 3
Coding region: 634-1509 (291 amino acids)
Biological process (GO): anatomical structure development; regulation of transcription by RNA polymerase II; regulation of cell population proliferation
Cellular component (GO): nucleus
Molecular function (GO): RNA polymerase II transcription regulatory region sequence-specific DNA binding; DNA-binding transcription factor activity, RNA polymerase II-specific
Source: RefSeq, a predicted model, not a curated record